AUGCUUGACACAUUGUACCUCUACACUAAUAAUUUAUCUGGCACCAUCCCUCAUGAAUUAGGCAACCUAGUGAACAUACGUGAUCUAGAUAUUUCAGAAAAUCAACUAUCCGGCUACAUCCCUUCCACCUUAGGAAACCUCACCAUGCUCAAUACCUUUUACCUCAAUACCAAUCAUUUAUCAGGCACCAUCCCUCAUGAAUUAGGCAACCUAAUGAACGUAAGUGAUAUAGAUAUUGCAGAAAAUCAACUAGUUGGCUCCAUCCCUUCUACUUUAGCGAACCUCACCACUUUAAUUGAUUUUCGUGCUUUUAGCAAUCAAUUGUCAAGCUCCUUGCCCAAGGAGUUGGGUAAUCACACCAACUUGGUUGCCCUACACAUAGCUGAUAAUAAUUUAUCUGGUUACCUACCUUCACAAAUCUGUAAAGGAGGUGCACUUAGACGUUUUACCAUAGAAAAUAACCACUUUGAGGGCCCCAUUCCAAGAAGUUUAAAAAACUGCUCUAGCUUAGUUAGAGUUCGUCUUGAAAGAAAUAAUUUUAAAGGAAAUAUCUCUGAAGACUUUGGGAUAUACCCCAAUCUAGACUACAUUGACAUGAGUUACAAUCAAUUAUAUGGCCAAAUCUCACCAAGUUGGGCAUAUUGUCAAAAUUUGACAUACUUCAGGAUUUCAGAAAAUCUACUUACUGGGAACAUACCCUCUGAAUUAGGGAGGUUGCUUCAACUAAGAGUUCUGGACCUUUCUUCAAAUCAACUUACAGGAGAUAUACCAAGAGAGUUAGGUACCAUGAGGUCAUUGUUCAACUUGACAUUAAGCAAUAACAAAAUAUCUGAAGUGAUUCCCUCAGAGUUUGGAAAUUUGUCCAAUCUAGAGAUUCUUGAUUUGUCUAACAAUGACAUCAGUGGCCCAAUACCCCAACAAUUAGAGGGUUGCAUUAACUUGCGCACCUUGAAAUUGGGAAAAAAUAAGCUGAAUGGGAGCAUUCCUUCUCAAAUUGGAAAGUUAGAAAGAUUGCAAGAUUUACUUGAUUUGAGCCAUAAUUUUCUUGGAGGAAAGAUACCAUCACAACUAGCAAGUUUGACAUAUUUAAUAUCAUUGAACUUGUCGAACAAUAAUCUAUCAGGUGCCAUUCCUUCAUCUUUUGGAAGCAUGCUGAGUUUGUCAUUAAUUGAUGUAUCAUACAAUAAUUUGGAAGGCCCAGUCCCAAGAAGCAAAUUGUUUCAAAAUGCUCAAGCAGAAUGGUUUAUCCAUAAUAAAGGUUUAUGUGGUGAAGUGCCAAGUUUGCCUUCUUGUGGAUCAGCCACUGUAAGCACUCGACAUUCAACUAAAAACCAUGUUGUACUCUUUGCUAUCACUCCUAUAAUAGGCAGCUUGGUUCUUUUAGGCAUGUCUAUCAUCAUCACUGCAGCUCUUUGUAGGAGAGGAAAACCUACAAAGCAAAAGGAUAACGAUGUUAUUAUCGGCGAUUUAUUUUCGAUAUUGAAUUUUGAUGGAAGAGUCACCUAUGACUAUAUCAUCAAUGCAUCUGAAAAUUUUGAUGAAAAAUAUUGCAUCGGGAGUGGAACAUAUGGCAAAGUUUAUAAAGUAGAACUUCCAAUGGAACAAGUGGUGGCUGUUAAAAAACUUCAUCCAAUAGAAGGAAUGUUUGAUGGGAAAGGUUUCGAGAGCGAGAUUCAAGCAUUAACUACAAUUCGUCAUCGCAACAUUGUGAAACUUCAUGGGUUUUGCUCAAAUUCAAGUUGUAAAUUUCUUAUAUAUCAGUACAUCGAGAAGGGAAGUUUAGCUAGCAACCUUCAUAGUCAAGAAAUAGCAAAGGAAUUGAAUUGGGAGAGAAGAGCUCGUAUUAUCAAAGAUGUGGCUCAUGCUUUAUCAUAUAUGCACCAUGAUUGCAAUCCAUCCAUAGUGCAUCGAGAUAUUUCUAGUAAUAAUGUAUUAUUGGACUCUGAUUUCAAGGCUUAUCUUUCGGACUUCGGCACUGCAAGAAUUUUAAGAUCUGAUUUAUCAAAUUGGAGCAAACUAGCAGGCACAGUUGGAUAUACUGCCCCAGAGCUUUCAUACACAACAAAGGCGAAUGAGAAAUGUGAUGUAUAUAGCUUUGGCAUAGUAAUAUUAGAAAUAAUAAUGGGAAGGCAUCCGGGUGAUCUUGUCUCCUCUCUAUCAUCACCAAACAUCCAACAGAUGUUAUUCAUUGAUAUGUUAGAUCAACGUAUCUCACCUCCCACAGCUUAUAUGGUAAAAAAAGUGCUGUUGCUGGCUAUUAUAGCAUUUUCAUGCAUCCAUGGUACACCACAAGCACGGCCAACCAUGCAAAGGGUAUCUCAUUUAUUCAUAAGUGGCAACAUUCCAACUAUUCACGAGCCAUUCGAUUCAAUUAAAUUACAUCAAUUAUUGGAGUUUUUAACAUAG
Molecule: messenger RNA, 2406 nt
Organism: Elaeis guineensis (African oil palm)
Lineage: Eukaryota; Viridiplantae; Streptophyta; Magnoliopsida; Arecales; Arecaceae
Biological process (GO): protein phosphorylation
Molecular function (GO): ATP binding; protein binding; protein kinase activity
Source: RefSeq, a predicted model, not a curated record